CGCGCGUCAGGCACGUCGCAACCCCCAACAUCAUAGCAUCGCAGGUCGCCGGGUCUCCCGACCAUGAGAAGAGCGUUGGUUGCCGUUGUCGUCGACCGUCAUCACGGGACGUCGUCUUCGCCAGCGUUUAUAUCGUACGCGUCUACAUCGCCGCCUUGGUCGUAUCGGAAAUAAAAGUCGACGUCGUAAAUCGUUGUUAAGGAUCAGCGCGAGAAAACCGGUGGCACGCGCCGACGGAUCUUUUCCGGUGUGAUCUCGCGACCGCAGAAGAAAAAAAAAAGGAAAGAGAGAAAGACGAGCAGUAUUGGUAAUUUUUCGAGAGGGUCGUACGGAGCGGCGGAGAAAAAGAAGGGGGUGGUGAUUAUACGGCAUGCGGUCUUGAGAGCACGCACAAACAGGUGGCGAGGCGGGAUUUCUCGCGGAAGACUCGGUGGCUGGCGAAAAAGAGGGCAAACGCGGGAAGAGUGGAAGUACGUGCAGAUGCAACGGCACGGCUUCUGAUGAAUCUGCGCGGACCGACGUCUCCAAAACCGAUCGAGAUACGUUCUCGACGCUUAACGUCGAGGCAUUAUUUUCUAUAUUAUUAGAAUCUAAACAAGGUAAUUUGGACAAUCAAUCACCGCUGUGAAGAACGACUGCGGGGAGGCACCUUUUCUGGUAACGACCUGCAAUCAUGCUCAGUCCCAAAAUGCAAAAAGCUGUGAGAGUAAAUGAUUCUCAACUGGUCAUGCUCUCAGAGAAAGCACAUUACGAUCAUUCGCUGUCAGGAUAUUUGUACAAACGGACAGCUGAUUCCACCAAGUGGCAACAACGAUGGUUUGUUCUCUAUCAGAAUCUGUUAUUCUAUUACGAGAACGAGACUUGCUCACGACCCAGUGGCGUCGUUCUGCUGGAAGGCUGUUAUUGCGAUCGACUCAUCACCGCCAAAGGCAAAGAACCAGAUAAACAGCACUGUUUCGCGAUAUCGUACAGGAGGGAGAACCAACGGCAAUACGAGCUAAAAGCGGCCACAGAGACGGACUGCAAAGCGUGGAUCGAUGCGAUACGAGAAGCUAGCUUCAACAAAUUGUUGCUACAAAAAGAGGAGCUCGAGCAGAAGCACCUGCACCUGUUGCAAAUCGUUGAGAGCGAGAAAACGGCCAAGUGGCAGUACACUCAGCAAUGCGAAGAAUUGGCGUCGGAAAUAAAAAAACUCCGAGCAGAGCUGUGUGCUCUGAAAAAAGAGCUAAGGCCUUCCGUAAUACCGAUAUAUGCCAAUCGACCGGCGGUUCAAAGAGCUAUGUCCCAGGGUACCGCAAGUUUGUACAGCACGUUCCAUUCAUACGGUGGUGGUGCUCACAGUUCCGGCGUCUUCGCUCCUGGAUUACGUGAUAUCUCGGAGGGCUCUAUUGAAAUGCAGAAAGUUAAGAAGGUCCAGAGCUUUUUCAGAGGUUGGCUGUGCCGACGACGUUGGAAGCAAAUUGUUGAACAGUACAUUAAGAGCCCGCACGCCGAGAGCAUGCGCAAGCGGAAUAGCCUGGUAUUCCAAAUGGUGGAGGCCGAGGAGGAGUAUACGGAGCAGAUGGAGAUUUUAGUAAGCUGUUUUCUGAGGCCUUUCAAGAUGGCUGCCAGUUCAAAGAAACCCCCAUGUAGUCACGAGGACGUGAAUAGCAUAUUUUUGAAUAGUGAAACCGUGUUGUUUCUCCAUCAAAUCUUCCUGAAGGGUCUCACCUCGCGUAUGGAGAGCUGGCCCACUUUAGUUUUAGGUGACUUGUUCGACAUGCUGCUACCGAUGUUAUCCAUAUAUCAAGAGUACGUGCGAAACCACCACUAUAGCCUUCAAGUGUUGACUGAGUGCAAGCAAUCGUCACCGUUCGUGGCGUUGCUCAAUAGGUUGGAGAACAAGACUGCCUGCCACGGACGAUCCCUGGAGAUCUUUCUAACAUAUCCCAUGCAUCAGAUUCCAAGAUAUAUAAUUACUUUGCACGAGUUAUUGGCACAUACGCCAUAUGAUCAUGUGGAACGUAAGAGCCUUCAGAAUGCCAGGCAACAGCUGGAGGAUCUCUCGAGGCAAAUGCAUGAUGAGGUGAGCGAAACUGAAAAUCUAAGAAAAAAUCUAGCAGUGGAGCGUAUGAUUGUCGAAGGAUGCGAUAUUUUACUGGACGUCAAUCAAGUCUUUGUUAGACAGGGUACACUCAUACAACUCGUAGAUAAACCGCGCGGUGCGCGAAGCAGAUUGAGCGCUACUUUUGGCGGCAAAGCCGCGAGCGACAAGGAGGCUGUUAGACAAUGUUUUCUUUUCUCGAAUCAUCUAUUGCUCACGACGCGACAAUCCGAUGAUGACGGCCGCUUAAAUCUGGUCGCGCAGAUUGGCAAGAUACCUCUAUCUGACGCGGUGCUGAUUGAAGAUCCAAGUGACCAGGGCGCCAUAGAUGAUGAUGGACUGUCAGUAUGUUCGAUGUCAAGCGGCAUCAGUGAAAGUAGCGGAAGUGGUAGCGGCAGUGGAACUUCCCAGUUGCAGAAUCGCGACUUCAAGAUUAUACUUGAUAUAAAAUCCGGUGGACCGCAGGUGACCGUUCAUCUCGUGGCGCCUACCAUGCAAGAAAAAGCAGCAUGGGUUAGUGAUAUUAGUCAGUGUAUGGACAACGUUCAUUUUAACGAUCUGCUUCACGGAUCGUUGUCGGAUACCAGUUCCGUCACGAUGCCACAGUCCAUCCGGAACGACCCGAAGCUGUUCAAGGACGACGUGGACAUCAGAUUCAGUCGCACUUUGAAUUCCUGCAAAAUACCGCAGAUCCGUUCCGCGACACCCGAGCGGCUAUUGCAGCGAUUGACCGACCUCAGAUUUCUCAGUAUCGAUUUUCUCAACACAUUUCUGUUGACAUACCGAGUGUUCACCGAUGGCGUCACAGUACUGGAGGCUCUUAAGAAAGUUUUCUAUGAAGCUGAACCACCGGACGCGCAAAUGACUACCGGAUCUCUCGUAUCCUUAGACGUAUUAGGAACAAAUGCGAACGAAAUACAAUUAUAUUCCGAGGAUCGAAGAAAAAGUAGCUUUUCACCGAGACGAACUAGCGGCGCAAGCUCAGUAUCAGGAUAUGGAUCAGAAGUGAGCGAUACUCGCGAUGCGAAAUCCCAUGGAUCCUUUGAUGCUAAUACCAGCGUGUAUAAUUCGAAAAGUCACUGGCGAUCUGGUUAUAAGAAGCUGGACGAAGAACAACCACUUGGACUCAUCUCGGAGGCUCCAGUCAUAAAACGCAUACCAACGUCGCAAGCGUCCAGUCCGUCUAACUCGUUGCAAUCUCCGGCCAUGCCACGAAAAAUUAGCAUUCGCGUGGAUAACAAUGACGUUGAAAAUGAUGGAUGCCAUCUAACAAUACCGAAAGUAAUAGCCGUGUCGUCCAGUUCCGAAACACUCACAGAUGUUACAGCAAUCAGUGCACCAUCUUCACCAAGCAAUUUGAGUUCUGUGACACUAGUUGGUUCAACGGAAUCUGGAUCCGGAUCCGGAUCUGGAUCAGAUCCAAGUCCUCAAGAGGGAGGUACUUAUUCACGUCGUGUCUCGGAAAUUGAUACACCUGGUACUGCAGAAGAGGAUGCAAAAGUACAAUUUACUUAUGACGACAUACCACAACCAUCGCUAUCAGCCAAGCCUGCCAAGCCGGAUACACCAAAAUCAACAAAAACACCGGAUACUCCGCGGACACCUAAAACACCCGACGUACCUAAAACGCCGAAAACACCUAUCUCCCCUCUAAUAAAAGAAAAUAAAGAUGAGCAAAGUACGUCGACCGACGAUGAAGAGAGUAUAACUUCUCCAAAACCAAACAAUCAAUCAAUACAGCAAAAUCAACAGCAAUAUUCGGAGCAUAGAGCAUCAAUCGCUUCUGCGCCAGCAGCCACCGGACCAAGAAGCGGAUCGGUUUCUACUAUAACUGGCAAUUAUUGGGUAAACAGACGAUCAAUGCAUGAUGAGAUCUCCUCACAACAGAGCAGCUAUCACGAUGCUCAAGUUUCCAGUAAGGCAGGUGUAGUAAUAACCAGCUUUCGACAGAGUCAUCGGAGCAUUGGACCCGAACCAAUAUGGAGCAGCACGUCCACGGCAGCGACCGCAUUCGCCAUCGCAACUUCCGCUUCGAGCAAUCCACCGGACAAAGGACCCGCCACUGACGGUAACAAUCGUGGCCGGGAUAAAAAUAGAAGAAAGGAAUCGGUAAUGUCAACCGCCGCGACGAUGAGAGUGCUGAACGUCUUGAGGCACUGGGUGUCCAAGCACGCCCAGGACUUCGAAAUGGAUCAAAAAUUGAAGAACCUGACCAUAGAGUUUUUGGAAGAUAUCAAUUAUAGUCCCAAUUUGUUACCGGCCGAACACAAGGCGGCUACUCAACUUCUACGAUUAAUUACCAAGGAAGAAACUGAAAGCAACAAAGUCGACCUGAAGAAAUUACUAACUCCGCCCGAAAUUUCGAGUAAGGAGAGUAUCGAGACGCUAUCCGCACUCGAGAUUGCGGAACAGAUGACGUAUCUAGAUCAUCAUAUAUUUGUCUCUAUUGCCAGCGAAGAAUUUCUUGGACAAGCGUGGAUGAAAAUGGAAAAGGCGACUCGCGCACCUCAUAUUCUUCUCAUGACGAAAAGAUUCAACGAAGUGUCGCAGUUAGUUGUUUCGGAAAUUAUUCGUCGCUCUAACAUGUCGGCCAGAGUCGCGGCUAUCGAGAAAUGGUCCGCGGUUGCUGACAUCAAUAGGGUUUUGCAUAAUUACAAUGGCGUGCUACAGAUUUGCGCUGCGUUCACAAACAGUAGCGUAUAUAGGCUGAAGAAAACUUGGGAUAAAGUUUCCAAAACGACAAAGCAAACGAUAGAGAGAUUACAACAUAUCGUCUCAUCCGAUGGACGCUUUAGAAAUUUGCGGGAUGCCUUACAUCGAUGCGAUCCACCUUGUAUCCCUUACCUAGGUCUUUAUCUCACCGACCUCUCGUUUAUCGAAGAAGGUACUCCAAAUGUCACCGAAGGUCUUUUAAAUUUUUCGAAAAUGCGAAUGAUUUCUCACGUAAUCCGCGAGAUACGACAUUUCCAGCAAACUCCCUAUAAGAUCGAAUUGGUCACGAAGGUAACCAACUAUCUACUCGACACAUCGCUCCUGCUGAGCGAGAGGGAUCUGUAUCGUAUGUCCUUGGAACUCGAGCCCAGAACAUCUAGGUUGAGUAGUUCUACCUUAAUCGAUAUACCCCCUUCGGUCAGCCACGUGUCUACAAAAUGA
Molecule: messenger RNA, 5236 nt
Organism: Cyphomyrmex costatus
Lineage: Eukaryota; Metazoa; Arthropoda; Insecta; Hymenoptera; Formicidae
Product: ras-specific guanine nucleotide-releasing factor 1
Exons: 26
Coding region: 674-5236 (1520 amino acids)
Biological process (GO): Ras protein signal transduction
Cellular component (GO): plasma membrane
Molecular function (GO): guanyl-nucleotide exchange factor activity
Source: RefSeq, a predicted model, not a curated record